GAAGGAUAUUCUCCGUCUACCUCGAGGAGUUGAAAUUGUCUUCCACUGCACGUUCACCAUCUCACAUCCCGCACUGGACGUGACCAACGCGACUGUCUUGUCCACACAGCAUUGCCCUGGAACAUUGUGCCAUACCGGACCCACUCUUUCGGCUGCACCGCUUCCCAAAUUAAGCCAUAUACACGGCUGUGAAACACGCCUUGGAGAUCAACCGUGUCUUUGGAUGCCGACUGCUCCGCUCUUUCUUGGAACCCAGCUGUGGAGUGUGCCAGUGAAUAACUAAAGGAUUGCUUUGUCCUCCCUUUAGCGUCUGAUCGAUUCCCGGCAACAACAUGCCUUCGCCACGCUCAUCGCCUGCCAUGAGCUCUACGACACCGCUAUCACCUGGAUACCUACCUUUGCACUUCGACAGCCUGCGACGACCUCCUUCGCCCAGAGCCAUGCAGACAAGAACUCCCAGUCUUCAGCGACGGCCGCAGGGCCUGCAGCUACCGCACCUACCCCGAUUUCACCCCGCCAAUUUCAGCAAUCAUUCUACACCUGAUGGGGCGUCGGCCACGUCUUCUCCACAGCCACCAAUGUCUCCACGCGCGCACCAACGAAUGUACAGUGAUGCGCAGAAGCACUUGUACCUCAAUCAACGGGAAGCAUUAUCGGCUGCUGCACGGGUCACCUCGCCUGGCCAGGUCCGGAAACCUCUAAGUCCACGCCUCCAGCCACUGGGAAGUCCUGGACCCGUCACUCCUCUUGAACUGGAAGGCCAGGAAGGUUACCUGAUUGCCGGUGCUCGUAACAGCUCUUCCCACGCUGCAACGGCCUCCAAGGAUAUUGUCGAGACGUUCAUCAAGCAGGAGAAGACACGGAGGCAAGGGCCUCCAAAUGCAUCAUCACCUCGAUCCAGCAGUCGGUGACCUAUGGAAAUGAGUCGCGGCGCAGCAGGGAAUUUUUCGGGCCACACAGCACAGACGGCAUGAGUGCUAUGAUCAAAGAAUUGAGAGGAUGGGUAUCAGCGCUUCGGCGCUCCCGGAAGGCGUUGCUGGAAUGUGGGCAUAUGAUUC
Messenger RNA from Zymoseptoria tritici IPO323, 1058 nucleotides. RefSeq lists its product as uncharacterized. The transcript has a single exon. Bases 333 to 911 code for a protein of 192 amino acids. NCBI's taxonomy places the organism in Eukaryota, Fungi, Ascomycota, Dothideomycetes, Mycosphaerellales, Mycosphaerellaceae. The record is from RefSeq and is a predicted model, not a curated record.